ACUAAAGCUUUUGUUUUGGAAAGCCGCUCCCCAGCGGUCGCCAUUAUUCUUCCUGGCUUGACUGUCGGGGGAAACACGGUUAUUUACUUUUAAACAUUAUUUUGCGGGGUAAACGGCAACAUUGUCGGCCCAUUCGUGCAGUGGCUUGAUUAUUUCAUGAAUUAGCUCCGCGCCCUGGGCCCAGAAUGGAGAAACGAUCCCACACCGCAGGUGUCGGCGGUUCCCUCCCCCUGUCCUCCCUCCGCUUGAUGGCGUCCCCUCUGCAGCUGACGUACUCGUACAUCUGGCAGGUCAUACGGCAGAGGAAGGUGAAGCAGUACGGUAAAGUGGAGGAGUUCGUGACCAUGGUGACGCAGACGGUUCCUGAGCUCAUCAGCUUCAAGCAGACUGCCCAGCUCGUCCUGGGGCUGAGAGCAAGGAUCAUUUUGGAUUUGCUUCAAAAAGACGGACCACCAGAUUCCAGAGCUAUCCAAACUCUGAUAAAUAAGUUGAAGGUCUCUUCAUCUAUAGGGAAGGACGCAGAAGUGGAGAAAUCUCAAACAAAUUUCAUGGUACUGGUCCAGAAUCUGCUGAAAAACCCAGUUGAAAGAAAGCGCUUCUUCCAGGACGUGUUUCCUGUUCAGUACGGCAUAAAGUUUGAUACGGCGCUGCAGGCUCUGACCGCCUGUCUGGUGUGCAAGCUGGAGCAAGUUCUUCCCGUCCCCAAUCUCUCCCAGCUUGGGGCCAUGAUCUCGGCAGAUCUCGCUCUCCUGGAGGCGUGCGGGGGCUUCAUCCCCGACACUGGAGACCUGAAGACUCUCCUCCUGCACCAGCAGGCCAAGGGACUCCUUGGUGUUAAAGCAACAGUCUCGUCCUCGGUGGGAAACUGUGUGCUGUCUUCACUCGCCUUCCGGCCCAAACCAGUAGAACCCCCGCCGCCGCCGCAAGAACCACUAAAGCCGUUAGAGGCCGCUGAAACCGGCCGAGAAUCCCUCAGUGACACCGAAGACCUCGGAGGGAUGUCGGACCAUCCAGCCAGCCCCGCAGAACCGGCCGCUGCACCGCAGGGGCGAAAUCCGAAAUCGCCCGACGACUCUGUUGAAAAGGAAAAGAAGGUCCCGGCAGCAGCUCGGGGGGAGGAUCCGGCGCGGGAAAAAAGUGGUGCACAGGAACAGCCCGCCACACCUCUCCACGGCAGAGCGGAAGGUGAAGCGCCGGAAGCGGGAGAUAAACCACAGUCCCAGCGGCCCCCCUUGAAAGCGAUCCCCUUCCGGGUGGUUCAGAUGCCGGUCAAACCCGCUCCCGCCUCGCGGGAAGCAGGCAGCGCGGGGACCAAAGACGGCCAGAAGCCUCACACCCAGCGGGUCACCUUGCACCAGUGGGUGUCGCAGAUUGCGACGAACUCGCUCUCGCUCCCGGCGCUGCCGCCGCUGCCCCCGGCCAGGUUUGGAGGCGGAGACGACGCCAAGCCGAGCAUCCGGCGGAAAAAGCAGAUCCGACCCCCGGCGGACCGGUUCACCUGCGGCGUGUGCGACAAGAGCUUCCCGUACCAGUCCAAGCUGAUGGACCACGAGCGCAUCCACACGGGGGAGAAGCCUUUCGCGUGCCCGCCGUGCAGCAAGAGCUUUCGAACGCAGGCGUUCCUCAACAACCACCUGAAGACCCACAGCACGGCGCGGCCGUACGCCUGCGGCCAGUGCGGCAAGUGCUUCAACAAGCUCCAGAGCCUGACUAAGCACAUGCUGGCCCACAGCGGCCAGAAGCCCUUCUACUGCAACAUCUGCAACAAGGGCUUCACGCAGUCCACCUACUUCAAGCGGCACAUGGAGUGCCACACGAGCCAGAUGACGUUCCCCUGCAAGCACUGCACCAAGAGCUUCCCGACGGCGUUCAAGCUGACCAACCACGAGCGCUGGCACACCCGGGACCGGCCGCACAUGUGCGAGCGCUGCGGGAAGAGAUUCCUGGUGCCGAGCCUGCUGAAGAGGCACAUGGGCUACCACAUCGGGGACCGCCAGUACCUCUGCUCGCAGUGCGGCAAGACCUUCGUCUACCUCUCGGACCUGAAGAGGCACCAGCAGGACCACGUGCCCAAGGCGAAGAUCCCGUGCCCCGUGUGCCAGAAGAAGUUCUCCAGCAAGUACUGCCUGAGGGUCCACUUGAGGAUCCACACGCGGGAGAGGCCCUACCGGUGCUCCAUCUGCGAGAAGACCUUCACCCAGGUCGGGAAUCUGAAGGUGCACAUCCGGCUGCACACCAACGAGCGCCCGUUCAGCUGCGACGUGUGCGGGAAGACCUACAAGCUGGCGUCCCACCUGAACGUCCACAAAAGGACUCAUACGUGCAAAAAGCCCUGGACGUGCGAAACGUGCGGAAAGGGCUUCUCCGUCCCCGGCCUCCUGAAGAAGCACGAGCAGUUGCACCUGCGGGACGCGAACCCGGACUUCGCCGGCAAGCGGAGGCACCGGGGGAAGCACAAGAAGCACUCGCUCAAGAGGAAGUACGACGAGGAGGACGAAGGCAGCGACGACUAUUAGUCGACGACACGGGUUUUGUAUUGAGCAGUGAUUGACGACUGACGUAAUCAAGAGGAACUCAUUUCUUAGCUUGUGGUAGAGUUUAGGUUACCGCGACCUUCUGGGUAGUGAACACACAUUUAGAAUGAUGUUAGAACCUUCUUUCUUUUUCUUUUUCUCAAUCACCAGUUUUAAAGACACCCCUUAUGAUUUGAGCUGUUUGGUCUGAAUGUAGCCAAAUUUUAAAAAAAUGUGCAUCAUGUCAACUAAAUACAGUAAAGAAUAUUUCAAUGCAUGUGACUUUAGAGAAUUUGUAUUAUGUAACAGGAUGUUAUGUCUCGAGGAAACAUUUUAUUUUUGUUUAGAAGCUGUAGAGGCUGUAGAGGCCUACAUGUAUCACUCACUUCUUAUGUAGCCCUGAACUGUAAACAUACAAUUACUCUGCUAUUGUUAGCGUGAAACCAAGCUGAUUUGCAUUUAUUAGGAUUUCUUACUUUCUUUUUUUUCCAGCCGUAGGAGCCGUGUUGUUGCUGAAUGUGUGGCUGUGAAUGUCAUCGCCGUCAUUACUUCUGCUCUUGUGAGCUGCCAUGUAUACAAGCCAUGAAGCAAUUAACUGGUUUUUGAUGUUUUGCAGAAAAAUAAAUUACAGCACUAAACAAAUGAA
Molecule: messenger RNA, 3159 nt
Organism: Gasterosteus aculeatus aculeatus (three-spined stickleback)
Lineage: Eukaryota; Metazoa; Chordata; Actinopteri; Perciformes; Gasterosteidae
Biological process (GO): regulation of gene expression
Cellular component (GO): nucleus
Source: RefSeq, a predicted model, not a curated record